Messenger RNA from Sungouiella intermedia, 621 nucleotides. NCBI's taxonomy places the organism in Eukaryota, Fungi, Ascomycota, Pichiomycetes, Serinales, Metschnikowiaceae. The record is from the annotation of a GenBank genome assembly.
AUGUCAGAUCCAAGCUCCAUUAAUGGUGGUGCCGCCGUUGCCAUGGUAGGCAAAGAAUGCAUAGCAAUUGCAUGCGACUUGAGGUUGGGAAACCAGUCGUUAGGAUUGUCUAACAACUUCGAAAAAGUAUUCCAGUUUGGAGACAAGACGUUUUUGGGGUUGACAGGAUUGGCCACCGACGUUCUCACAUUGAAGGAGGAUUUCCGCUUGAAACACAAUUUGUACAAAUUGAGAGAGGAGAGAGAAAUAGAGCCUAAGACAUUGGCAAACUUGGUGAGUUCCUCGUUGUACGAGAGAAGAUUUGGACCAUACUUCGUUGGACCAAUUGUUGCUGGUUUGGAGUCUAAAACCAACAAACCAUUUAUCUGUGGGUUUGACUUGAUUGGAUGUAUUGAUUUUGCGAAGGAUUUCAUUGUUAGCGGUACUGCUGCUGACCAGUUGUAUGGUAUGUGUGAGUCGUUAUAUGAGCCCAACUUGGAGCCAGAAGACUUGUUCGAGACCAUCAGUCAGGCGCUAUUAAAUGCCGUGGACAGAGACGCCUUGUCGGGUUGGGGUGCUGUGGUGUACAUUGUGACCAAAGAUAAGGUUGUCAAGAGAGUGUUGAAAACUCGUCAAGAUUAA